Molecule: messenger RNA, 5752 nt
Organism: Eubalaena glacialis (North Atlantic right whale)
Lineage: Eukaryota; Metazoa; Chordata; Mammalia; Artiodactyla; Balaenidae
Gene: NFATC2
Product: nuclear factor of activated T cells 2
Exons: 11
Coding region: 230-2977 (915 amino acids)
Biological process (GO): regulation of transcription by RNA polymerase II; calcineurin-NFAT signaling cascade; cytokine production
Cellular component (GO): transcription regulator complex
Molecular function (GO): transcription factor binding; RNA polymerase II cis-regulatory region sequence-specific DNA binding; DNA-binding transcription factor activity, RNA polymerase II-specific
Source: RefSeq, a predicted model, not a curated record
CCGCGCCGCCGCCGCCGCCGCUCAGCUCCCGCGGGAGCGUCCAGGACUCGCUGCGCCAGGCGCGCCGUCCCCGGACCCGGCGUGCGUUCCCACGAGGGCAGUGACCCCGCCGCUCCACCCGCCUCUCCGCCCCGCUUCCUGCCUCCUUCGCCACCCCCGACGAGGGCCCAGGAGACAGCCGAGCCUGCCCUCGCCCCCCGCCCGCCGCCCUUCCGCCGCUCUGCGCGCCAUGGACGCCCAGGAGCCGCAGCCCGACCCCGACGGCGGGGACGCCCCGGGCCACGAGCCUGGAGGCAGCCCCCAAGACGAGUUCGACUUCUCCAUCCUCUUUGAUUAUGACUAUUUGAAUCCUAUCGAAGAAGAACCGAAUGCACAUAAGGUCGCCAGCCCACCCUCCGGACUCGCAUACCCCGAUGAUGUCCUGGACUAUGGCCUCAAGCCAUACAGCCCCCUAGCCAGUCUCUCUGGCGAGCCCCCCCGCCGGUUGGGAGAGCCGGAUAGGGUAGGGCCCCAGAACUUUCUGUGCCCUGCCAAGCCAGCGGGGGCCUCGGGCCUGAGCCCUCGGAUCGAGAUCACUCCAUCCCACGAACUGAUGCAGGCAGGGGGGCCCUUCCGCGUGAGAGACACUGGCCUCCUGGUGGAGCAGCCGCCCCUGCCGGGGGUGGGCGCCAGCCCGAGGUUCACGCUGCCCGUGCCCGGCUUCGAGGGCUACCGCGAGCCGCUUUGCUUGAGCCCCGCUAGCAGCGGCUCCUCUGCCAGCUUCAUUUCCGACACCUUCUCCCCCUACACCUCGCCCUGCGUCUCGCCCAAUAACGGCGGGCCCGACGACCUGUGUCCCCAGUUUCAAAACAUCCCUGCUCAUUAUUCCCCCAGAACCUCGCCAAUAAUGUCACCUCGAACCGGCCUCGCUGAGGACAGCUGCCUGGGCCGCCACUCGCCCGUGCCCCGUCCGGCCUCCCGCUCCUCGUCGCCUGGUACCAAGCGGAGGCAUUCGUGCGCUGGGGCCUUGGUUGCCCCGCUGCCCGGAGCCUCACCCCAGCGCUCGCGGAGCCCCUCGCCGCAGCCCCGGGACGACGGCGCCCCUGCCGGGUACCCCCCUGUGGCUGGCUCUGCCGUCCUCAUGGAUGCCCUGAACAGCCUCGCUGCCGACUCGCCCUGUGGGAUCCCCACCAAGAUGUGGAAGACCAGCCCCGACCCGUCGCCGGUGUCCACCGCCGCGUCCAAGGCUGGCCUGCCCCGCCACAUCUACCCGGCCGUGGAGUUCCUGGGGCCCUGCGAGCAGGAAGAGAGGAGGAACUCAGCCCCCGAGUCCAUCUUGCUGGUGCCACCAACUUGGCCCAAGCAGCUGGUGCCCGCCAUUCCCAUCUGCAGCAUCCCAGUGACUGCAUCCCUCCCUCCACUUGAGUGGCCACUGUCCUACCAGUCAGGCUCCUAUGAGCUGAGGAUCGAGGUGCAGCCCAAGCCACAUCACCGAGCUCACUACGAGACAGAAGGCAGCCGAGGGGCUGUCAAAGCUCCAACCGGCGGCCACCCUGUGGUUCAGCUCCAUGGCUACAUGGAAAACAAGCCGCUGGGGCUUCAGAUCUUCAUUGGGACGGCCGACGAGCGGAUCCUUAAGCCCCAUGCCUUCUACCAGGUACACCGGAUCACGGGGAAAACCGUCACCACCACCAGCUACGAGAAGAUCGUGGGCAACACCAAAGUCCUGGAGAUUCCGCUGGAGCCAAAAAACAACAUGAGGGCAACCAUUGACUGUGCGGGGAUCCUGAAGCUUCGGAAUGCGGACAUUGAGCUGCGGAAAGGCGAGACGGACAUCGGGAGGAAGAACACACGGGUGAGGCUGGUGUUCCGGGUGCACAUUCCAGAGUCCAGCGGAAGGAUCGUCUCCUUGCAGACAGCAUCUAACCCCAUCGAGUGCUCCCAGCGAUCCGCCCAUGAGCUGCCCAUGGUGGAAAGACAAGACAUCGACAGCUGCCUGGUCUACGGGGGCCAGCAGAUGAUUCUCACGGGACAGAACUUCACGGCCGAGUCCAAAGUCGUGUUUACCGAGAAGACCACAGAUGGGCAGCAGAUUUGGGAGAUGGAGGCCACGGUGGAUAAAGACAAGAGCCAGCCUAACAUGCUUUUUGUUGAGAUCCCUGAGUAUCGGAACAAGCACAUUCGGACAUCCGUGAAGGUGAACUUCUACGUCAUUAACGGGAAAAGAAAACGAAGUCAGCCUCAGCACUUUACCUACCACCCAGUCCCAGCCAUCAAGACGGAGCCCACCGAUGAAUACGACCCCACCUUGAUCUGCAGCCCUGCCCACGGAGGCCUGGGGAGCCAGCCUUACUACCCACAGCACCCAAUGGUGGCCGAGUCCCCCUCCUGCCUCGUGGCCACCAUGGCUCCCUGCCAGCAAUUCCGCUCAGGGCUCUCAUCCCCCGACGCCCGCUACCAGCAGCAGAACCCAGCGGCCGUCCUCUACCAGCGGAGCAAGAGCCUGAGCCCCAGCCUGCUGGGCUACCAGCAGCCGGCCCUCAUGGCCGCCCCCCUGUCCCUCGCGGAUGCCCACCGCUCCGUGCUAGUGCACGCUGGCUCCCAGGGCCAGAGCUCGGCCCUGCUCCACUCCAGUCCAGCCAACCAGCAGGCCUCACCGGUGAUCCACUACUCGCCCACCAACCAGCAGCUGCGCUGCGGAAGCCACCAGGAGUUCCAGCACAUCGUGUACUGCGAGAACUUCGCGCCCGGCACCACCAGGCCCGGCCCACCCCCUGUCAGUCAAGGUCAGAGGCUGAGCCCGGGCUCCUACCCCACGGUCAUUCAGCAGCAGAAUGCCACAAGCCAAAGAGCCGCCAAAAACGGACCUCCGGUCAGUGACCAAAAGGAAGUAUUAGCCGCGGGCGUGACGAUUAAACAGGAGCAGAACUUGGACCAGACCUACUUGGAUGACGAGCUGAUAGACACACACCUUAGCUGGAUACAAAACAUAUUAUGAAACAGAAUGACUGUGAUCUUUGAUCCAAGAAAUCAAAGUUAAAGUUAAUGAAAUUAUCAGGAAGGAGUUUUCAGGACCUCCUGCCCGAAAUCAGACGUAGAAGAAGCCAUUAGCAAGACACCAUCCACAUUGCUAACCCCGGAGCCUCCCACCGUCCUCCCCGGUAUCCACCCCACCUGGAGGCUAAGCACGGGACCAUGUACCGGCCGAAAGCUCACCCUCCGCUCCGGAGCUCGCCUCCUCUCUCUGUGCAUUCGGAGUCUUGUUCUAAAUCCCAAAGAGCAUCUCGGUUGACUUUCAGGUGUCCCAUCCAUAUCUUAAGUGCCUGCUGACCCCAAAUACAUCCUGAACCAGACCACCCGCUGGAAUGCGCCUGAGAGCCGAGAGCCUGCAGCCGGGGACUCGGGGGACGGAAGAUGGGGAUGCAGUUAAACCCCAGCCCUUAGCCUUCACUUCUUUGGGUCACAGAUACAGCUCUUGUACCUUUUGAAGGAAAGGAGUUCUCCAACAGAGCCACCAAAGGAACGUGACCCAGCUUACAGGCUGAAGAAAAACAAAGAAGCCGGCCCAUCUUCCCUAGGGAUUGCCCGUCCACACCAGGGAUGGGCCACAGCUCAAGCUUGAUUUUUAAAUGUUCUGCUUCUGAAUCAAGAACAGUCUGGCUCAUACAAGAUCACCUGUUAAAACUUCUCGGCGUUAUGACAUGUGUACACUUUUUUUUCUUCUCCGCUUUCAAAAAGCUGGCCAGAGGCGGGGGGCGGGGGCCCUCUUGGCUAGCUGCCCUUCCCCCCGGCAGCACGCAGUCACGGGCUAGAGGAGGUCACCCAGGCUGCCGGGUGAGCACGCAUCCGCUGCAGCCGGACAAGCUUCGCGGCUUUUUGAUGUUCCCGCUUUCUUUCCUCUAACAGCCCAAGUGCUUUUCCAGAAAGUACAGUAGUGAAGAAGAAUCUCAAGCAUGGGCGUUGAAUUUUGAGAAGGAACGGCAGAAGGGCUAAAGCAGCCAAAAAAAAAAAAAAGAAAAAAGUGCAGGUAUUUUUGUUAAGUAAAACGGUUGCAAAGUAUGGCAGCUGGUAGGCCUAAGUGCUUCGGUGGGUGGGCGCCCCCAUGAUAGAGGAAAAAGGCUGAAUUCCCUCUCUGGCCUAGACUCAAAGUGGGAUACUCAAGCUCACAAUUUGGCCCCAAAGUUCAUUGGUUAUUUUUAACUGAACCCAUUGAAACCCGCCCCCGGCCCCAGUCCCCAAGACGCCUCUGCAUUAGCUGCUUCAUCCAGCACAAAUGUGAUCUGAAUAGAAGCAGAUCCUCUCCCACACAGCCCUUCGUUUGAAUGCGCUCCGCUCAGACCACUCGUAUGGAGUGUGCAACUUAGCCCUGAGUGUUUUUCUCUCCUCUGAGUGCACCCACGGUCCGCCAAAGUCUUCCUCCUUUGGGGCAAUUUUUGCAAACAAAUAAAACCUUCCAAGUUCUUGGCAGGUGAGCUUUUAAUCACACAGAUGUGUUUGUUUACAUUCAUUGCAGACACCCCAGGACAAACUGGGGAUUCCUUUUCAGCCAUUUAAUUGCUUCCCUGUAAUCAAACACAGAGUGUAAAUAUUCCUGGCACUCUUCAAAAGGCUGUACUCAGGCCUUCUGCCUAGCAGAGUUGAUUGAAAAAAUCACUCUACGAAGAGAAUCGUGGCAGUUAAGGGCCCACUGUGGGUUUUCUAACUCCUGGCUUUGUCAUCAGAGCCUUUCUGAGAGCUGGGCCAGGAACUCCGGACCUGUGGCCCCGGCCUGGUGUGUUUGGGGCUCCAGAGAGAGGAUAGAAUGCAGCACAUGUCUGUACCCUUUUGGUCAGGACCUAGCAUUUCUUCCCUCCCACCCCCCCACCCCCAAGGACAGGGGACUCUUCCACCCACCCCAAGCAGAGUUUAGCAAAAUUCUUUUCAACAAACAGAAUGCCAGUAAGAAAUUGACCGCCAUCGCAAAGCUUCUGGGAUGCAAAAUUCUUCCUCAUUAAUAAAGAGUUCCUUAUCCAAGCAGCUUUACCUAAAGAACUUUCUUUCCAGCAAUAUUGACUUCACAGGGGAAGGGUUCAAGCGUUUGGUGAGCGAUUUGUUCUCACUUGACCUGGCUGGGAGCCAUUUUUUGCACAUGAGGGAAUUUGGCCUUUCCUCAGUUAUCUGAAUGUUUUACCCAAGUGCCUUCCUGCUAUUGUAGCAGUCGCUCAGCUGCAUUUUGCAUGGGGUGAAAAAGGACUAAUGCGUUUUCCAUCACUAUUCUAACCAUGUUAGUGCAAAGGGCCUCCUAGUAGUUCAAAUUCCUGUAUGUAUAGAUGUACGUGUGUGUGUGUAUAAGACACUCACAAACUCUUUUUCUAAGACAUCCUCGCUGGGUAUUAUAGGAAGCACUUUCAUAAACAACUAUACCAAAUAGCAAAGGAAAGAAACAAAAGCAUUAGUUUUGAGACAUAAACAGGCAAGAGAAUGUGUAGUAAGACUCGACAGCAGUCAAGAAAGUUCUGUCAGUUACAGAUGCCAGGAGGAAGUUUUGCCAAGAGUAAACUGCUCAUGAAAUAUUUUCAGUAUGGGAAGAGGCAAUAGGUCCUCGAAGAGAAAGAAAAAGGAUGUCUAAACUGUCAAGAUGGGUGUGUUGCACGUAUGUUAGAAGGAUCUGUUAGGUGGAGGUUUGUACUUGCUACAACCAAGGCAAUGUAAAUAUAUAGCACUUCCAACAGCAGUCUGCCCUGUUGCUGAAUGUAGUAUAUUUCCAAAGUUUGAGUCUUCCUGUAUUGUACAA